UGUGAACCUCCGGCGCCGUCGCUUUGAGGUCUACGGAUUUUUUUUUUUUACUUUGCUCGAGCGGAGCCCCGAUGUUGGCAUCGGAACGGUUCCAAGGGCUCCUCAAAGCUGCGAGAGAGCGUGCGGCUCGCCCCGUCGCCGCAGCCGGAGCGAAGGCACUCGUCUUGGUGGCGACGCUCAUCCUUCCAGCGAUGGUUCGGUAAAACGGGGUUCCGUUCUCGCAAGACAAAGAAAGUCACCCUGGGCGAGGUUUCCAUGCAGGAUAUUUGUCUUUGCGAAAAAAAAAAAGUGACCAUAAACAAUAUCCUAAUCCAAGUUAAAUUCUGCGGAUUCUCCUCCUGCCUUCCCCUCCCUCCCUUCCUCGCCCCAAACAGCCCUAUUUAUUAGAAUAACGGGGGAGGGCUCAUGAAAGAGAAGCCCAAUUGAAACGGAUGAACGCUGCUUGAUUUGAAGCGCUUAUUGUUUUAUAGAAGGUGUCCUCUUUCGCCUGCCUUUAUUCUCUCAUUGGAGGUGGAGCUCAUGGCCGUGUGACAAAGCUCGCUCGCUUGUACCUGCUUUGUGUUCACACGGUUCUGCGCUUGCCUGGAGCCGUGCGUGGCUGGCGUGUGUGCGCAUGAGAGAGGGAGUCCACCGGUGCGUUAGCGUCUGACACCAUCUUCCUUCACCGGCGCCAGCUUCGAGCAUUCGAGUAAACGCGCGCGCUGGGCCUCGCACAUGCUAUAAAGCGAAGAAGGCUCGACUUGACUCCGAGUCAGAUGCCUCAGAGCCUCAAAAGGAGAGUUAAAACAGAACCAAUGAGCAACAGUGACAUCCCUGCAUCCACAGGAGACGCCUCGUUAGACAGCUAUUCGAGUUCAGCUAUCGCCAGCAGCGGCUACAGUCCAAGACAAACACACCAGUAUUCCCCGCAGAUUUACUCAUCAAAUAGCAGGUCAUACCCCCACAUUCUGUCAGCACCACCCGCCCAGCCCAUGGCUACCUACGCGGGGCAGCCGCAGUACCCAGCGGUGAUGGCCCAGGCCGCUCCCUACAGCACGUACACGCAGCCCGGGCAGCACUAUGGUCUGCCGUCGUACGGGAUCAAGACGGAGGGCGGUUUGCUGCAGGGUCAGACGGCCGGCCAGGCGGGCUACCUCACUACGUACGGAGCUGGCUUCAGUGUGCCCCAGCCCGGACAGACGGCAUACUCGUAUCAGAUGCAAGCGGGAGGAAGCUUUACGACCGCUUCGGGGAUAUACCCUCCGAGCAAUUCCAUCACAAGUUCGGCAGGAUUCGGCAGCUCUCAGCAGGAGUACUCGUCAUACGCCGGCUUCCCGCAGGGGCAGUACGCCGUCGGGCAGUACUACCCGAGCGCCGCCUACGGCACCUACAUGGCCAACAGCAGCAGCAGCCCGUCCACCCCGCCCGCCACGGCUGCCACCUACACCCUGCAGGAGCCGGCGCCUAUCACGACCAGCCAGGCCGCGGAGUACGGCACCCUGCAGAGUCCCACGACACCCGGGAAGGAGUCCGAGGAGAGGACGCGCCGCGCUUCCGGCGGAAAAUCGAGGGGUCGCGGGAGAAGGAAUAACCCCUCUCCACCUCCCGAUGGGGACUUGGAGAGGGUUUUCAUAUGGGACUUGGAUGAAACGAUUAUCAUCUUCCACUCACUCUUGACGGGCUCGUACGCCACAAGAUACGGCAAGGACCCUCCAACGUCUGUGUCGUUAGGCCUGAGAAUGGAGGAGAUGAUUUUCAACCUCGCCGACACGCACUUAUUCUUCAACGACUUGGAGGAGUGCGACCAGGUGCACAUUGAUGAUGUAUCGUCGGACGACAAUGGCCAGGAUUUGAGCACGUACAACUUCGCCACGGACGGAUUCCACGCGUCGGCGACGAGCGCCAACCUGUGCCUGGCCACUGGCGUGCGCGGCGGCGUCGACUGGAUGAGGAAGCUCGCCUUCCGCUACCGGCGCGUCAAGGAGAUCUACAACAGCUACAAAAACAACGUCGGAGGCCUCCUCGGGCCACCGAAGCGGGACGCCUGGCUGCAGCUGCGCGCAGAGAUCGAGGCCCUCACCGACUCCUGGCUCACGCUCGCCCUCAAGUCGCUCUCGCUCGUCCACUCCCGGUCAAACUGCAUCAACGUGUUGGUCACCACAACCCAGCUGGUGCCAGCCCUGGCCAAGGUGCUUCUCUACGGCCUGGGAAUCGUGUUCCCCAUAGAGAAUAUUUAUAGCGCAACAAAAAUAGGCAAAGAGAGCUGUUUUGAGCGCGUAGUUUCGAGGUUUGGCAGGAAAGUUGCAUAUGUUGUGAUUGGAGAUGGGCAAGAUGAGGAACAGACAUCCAAGCAGGUAAAUAACCCUAUCCCUGUGUUUUCCCCAGGCAAAGAAAAUUGCUUUGAGCGAAUUAUGUCCCGGUUUGGCCGGAAGGUAGUGUAUGUGGUUGUGGGCGACGGCGUAGAAGAAGAGCAGGCCUCAAAGAAGCAUAACAUGCCGUUCUGGCGCAUCUCAAGCCACUCGGACCUCAUGGCCCUGCACCACGCCCUGGAGCUGGAGUACCUGUAGUGCCUGCGGUUGAGUCGCGCCGCCGCCGCCGCCGCUGCUGUCGUCCCCGGAGCUCAAGACGCCUGGACUCGGUGGAGCCGAGUGAAGAAGUCUCUUAGCCCCAGGCUCCGACGGCUUGCGCGAAGCGAGACUUCGCCCGUGCCUCGCUCUGCCACGGCGGGACACGAGAAGUGAUUUCUCUUUAACACACACACAAAAAAAAAAAAAUCUACGUAGAAUUUUGUUCGCCCCCGGGACGAAAGGGGACCUAUGGUGGAACGGAGCUUACUUGAUGUUACCAAGGAUUUGCAUGGACCCUUUUUACGUCCAAACCGGCCUGGCAGAAAAAGGAGGUGGUCUGCAAGACUCGCGGUGGACUUGGGAUGAAGCCCGGAGUGUUUCUUCAGCCACAGAUGUGGUGUUUUCUGUUUUUUUUUAUUCAUUGUUUCAACAGUGGCUUGAUAUCUGCUCUUAAGUGCUCAAGUAACAAAAAGGCUACAUUACAAAUGACAGACACAGAUGGAGAAAUCAGAAUGUUGACAACUAUAAGAGAAAAGUGAGGGGGUGGGUUGGUGGGGUGGGGGUCUGUUAUUAAAAUGUGUUUGCGAAGAUGUAAACCGUUGUAAUGUAUUUAUUGUAAUUUCCCCCGCUCCCCCCCCCCCCGUCAUUUGCUGAAGGUACGUAAAAAAAGGAUAUGUUGUAAAAAAACAAACGCAGAACCUGCAUCGACAAUCAAAUGUACACUUCCUGCCGUCAUUUAACCCAUUGUUUAAAAGAAAGGGGGGGAGAUGGAAACGAAAAGGAAACAUUAAAAGGUCGUGACGUGUAAGGGGGGGGGGGGGGGGGGGGGCGGGCCUGUGUGUCGGCAUUGAAAAUGAUAAAUCACGUCGGCACAUGCUUCUGUCGUGCCACGUUUUUCACGAAUUACUACUAUGUCACAAUGCAUCGUGGGUAAAUAUGUAGAUACAAAAUAAAAUUAACUUCCGUCCUUGUUUGACCAAAAUGCGUCACUCGAAAUCAAAGCUUCUAAUAAUUUGUGACUGUUAAUGAUAAUGGCAGACACGCGGAAUUGUCAGUAUAUAUAUUUUUUAAUUGUCGCCUUUCGUGUAUCUUUUACUGUAGAAAUUGGAAGCUGAUUUGUAAAUUGAUCUGUUCCGUGCAUUUAAGAGUAACGUAUUUGUUGUUUAAAAAAAGACCUAAGGUUGAAGCAAAAAAAAAACGUUUUGUAAGUAAAGUAUGGAAAUAUGUGAUAUUCCCUUUGUGUGUAGAAAAUCAAUAUUAUCAACUUGGACAGCAUCUGUCAGCAUUUAGAAUGUUCUACCUUGUUCGCUGCUGCAGCAAACUGUUUCCUAUGCAAUUCAAGCAUGACGUUUAUAGGCGUAGGUAUUAUUUUUUUAAAAAAUAAUUAGACAAUAUUGACUGGUGCCUUUUUAUUACCAAGCGGUGCGCUGUUCAGCAAUUGAGUUGAAAUCUCUAAUUGUCAGCACUCGAGACUAAAUAAACUCUCAACUGUGAUUGUGCGAUAUUUAGUUUUAAGUCCAGCAAAUGUUGUGGCUGGCAUUAAUUGAAAAAAAGCAAAACAAAACGCCUUCUGUUUGGAAAAUUCAUUAUUUGUUGCAUUUAAGUUGUUCAACUUUUCCUGUAUCUUUCCCAGAAUGAAUUACUCCGUGUGCGUUAUUGAAAGCCGGAUAAAUGUAAAACGUCUUAAGCAACAAACUUAGCCGUGUCCAGUUUUGGUGAAAUGAAUGUUUGCGAAGUUCCCUUAAAUCAGGGCUGCUCAACUUUUGACGUCGCUGGGGUUCGUAUUGAAAGCAGAUUAAAUUUAAAAAAAGGUGGCUCGCGUUACAAUUAUUUUGAGUGCGAGCUUUGCCGAAAAUGAACAUCCGCGAAUAUGAACAAAAGUGGCAUGCACGAGCACGAACUAUAUUGAACUUUACAAUUUGCAUUACAUUUAACAAGUGCAUGAAUGUGUUGGCAGAAGGAAUUUAGCAGUGAAAGGUUACACAUUGAGCAGCCUUGCUUUAAGUGCAUUCGGGUCACGCUGUGUACGGAAAGAGGAUCGUUUAUUGCCACCAUAUGAAUAGGAGCUCCAUUCUCAAAAUGUCCCAACGUUUCGUUGUCCGCAAAGCAUUUUACAUCGCUCUGCUGUGUAUGUCUGUUGGAAACUGGCUUCUGAUUGCAGAUUCAAAGGGACAUGCUUUUGACUUUUCUAACAUUUGAGAGAAUUACAUUUGAAUAACAAUAACCAGGUGCUCACAUGCGCUAGAUGACGACGCUUGAGCAACCCGUCCCGGUUCUCGGGCCGUCCUGUCGGCGUGGGGUUUGUCACCUUCCCUCCCUCACCCCUCUCCCCCCCCCGAGUCAAAACAGCCGACUGCUGCGACAUCCAGGCGAAGGGUGGCAGAGGCCCCUUUUCCCUCCCGACGCUGACCUCGUAAAAGCUUUGCUUUGUGAACUGAAACAUUUCAGGGUGACGUGGUGUAGGAGUUUGCCCUCCUCCAUACACACUUCUUCGUUUAGUCACGCGGAUGAGCGAGUUGGCCGUCACUAUGACCCGAGUGGGAUGUGUGACGCUUGCCUUCCAUUUGUAUUAUAUAUUGCGUGUUCUAGUCUGGGAAAAAAAAUUAACAGGAGCCUUGCAAUAUGUUUAGCUAAUUUAAUAAAAAUGUUGUUUGAGAUGACACCA
This is a messenger RNA of Petromyzon marinus (sea lamprey), 5211 nucleotides long. NCBI's taxonomy places the organism in Eukaryota, Metazoa, Chordata, Hyperoartia, Petromyzontiformes, Petromyzontidae. The record is from RefSeq and is a predicted model, not a curated record.